Molecule: messenger RNA, 667 nt
Organism: Cucurbita pepo subsp. pepo (vegetable marrow)
Lineage: Eukaryota; Viridiplantae; Streptophyta; Magnoliopsida; Cucurbitales; Cucurbitaceae
Product: cysteine proteinase inhibitor 5-like
Molecular function (GO): cysteine-type endopeptidase inhibitor activity
Source: RefSeq, a predicted model, not a curated record
GCCUCUCCCCGAAGCAAUUGCCCUAAAAGUUUACCCCAUUCCUUCCUUCCUUCCUUCGCUUCCCCCUCGAUUACCAUGAAAUCCCGCUCCGCUUCUCUCUUCCUCAUCCUUCUCCUCCCACUUCUCGUCGUCGCCACCGCUCGGAUGGGGCGUCUAGUCGGCGGCUGGGAGAAGAUCAAGGACGUGAAGGAUCCGCACAUUCAAGAGAUCGGAAAGUUCGCGGUGUCUGAGUACAACAAACAAUCGAAAGGCGCACUCGAAUUCAAGGACGUCGUCAAAGGAGAAUCGCAGGUCGUCUCCGGAACGAACUACCGCCUGGUUAUCGAGGCCAAGAAAGGUGAAUCGAUCGGAAAAUAUCAGGCGUUGGUCUGGGAGAAGGCAUGGCAGCAUUUCAUGGAACUUACGUCCUUCAAGCCUGUUGCUAAUUAACCAGUAAAGCCCUAAUUUAUGAUGUGUUUCUUGGAAUUUGGUGAUUUUCGUAUAAAUUUCUGGGGAAAUCGUUGGUGGAUUUUGUUUGUUAUCAGAUCUAUGUGUUCUUCAAUAAUCUGAUCUGUGUUAGUUUGGAAAUUUUAUAUUAUUACGAAGAUAUGUUAUAAAUGUCUCAAAUGCUAUUGGAUUUCCUAUCUGUAUAAAAGGGAAUAAAUAAAAUUAUGUAUACUUUUGUCUA